CCGCGGUCUCCUGCCUAGGGCGACGAAGCAGUAAGUCGGGUCGUGGGUGAGAUUACCCAUGGAAUGACGGAAAGCCGAACGGUGCGUCUCAAGAUCUUGCGGGAUAACUAUUUCGUUGGGUGAAGUGCUACAGCGUAUGCCAGCGAUUUACGUGGAUCGAUUAUCUUCCUUGGUGUGCCUACUAUGUAGUGCGGGAAAUUUGUUCAAGAUCUUGACGACUAUAGCCCUCGCCGCUAAUAUCCGCUACCGUUCCGUACGGCCAUCAAUCAUCAUAUUGUUGGGAAAGAAGUUCAGGACUUCUUCAUGGUCACUACCGCGGGUUCCUGGAAGAGGUAUUGUGAGCCCAAGCCCAUCUGCCUACAGUGGUCUUGUUAGCAUUCAGCCUUCUUAACAAGAUCUUCCUUACGUCUUCGAUCAUAUAUAUGUUUCAAUCACGGGCCCACACGCGGUAGCUACAACAAAUAGAGCCAAGCCUCUCGCCGCAUAUAUAAAUA
Molecule: messenger RNA, 494 nt
Organism: Suillus plorans
Lineage: Eukaryota; Fungi; Basidiomycota; Agaricomycetes; Boletales; Suillaceae
Exons: 3
Coding region: 137-391 (84 amino acids)
Source: RefSeq, a predicted model, not a curated record